Messenger RNA from Sander lucioperca (pikeperch), 3393 nucleotides. It is a transcript of the gene plxdc2a, whose product is annotated as plexin domain-containing protein 2. The coding region runs from base 322 to 2082 and encodes 586 amino acids. The record is from RefSeq and is a predicted model, not a curated record. The transcript is spliced from 14 exons. Lineage: Eukaryota; Metazoa; Chordata; Actinopteri; Perciformes; Percidae.
CGCAGAACAGCGUUUCAUUCCUGAGAAGACUGAACUGACGCACAGAUGGUCUGUGGACAAUCUGAAACAUGGACAUACGUCUAUAUCCAUGUAUGGACAUCAACAUGCCGAGAAACUUUACGUUAGGGUACAUUAAUAGUAAAGUUUGCGUCGUUUAAGUCUUGCGUGUUUUUUUUCUUCUUCUAAUUAGACAAGUAACGUUUCCGUUAGGUAGCCUACUUUCUUUUCUUUUUUUUUUUUUUACCAACAGUGAGACAUUGGAGGGUCCCGGUCACAGGCGCAAACUCACAUGCGCCAAAUAAAACAUGUUGCGCUUUUAAAAUGCGUUACGAACUAAGAGGAAGGAUGGCAGUGACCCUGACAAAGGCAGUUAAUCUCAUCACAGGACUAGUCAUUGUUUUCCAGUUACAAAUAAGCUUCAUGAAGCUAAAAUCCGCUUAUGGAGUCUACCGUACUGACACACAGGGGCUGUCUUCUCCAGAGGAUGGGUUGUAUGUAGUCGCAGGGAGCAAGCCCAGGGAGACAAGUCCCAGGUCUGGGGCCCCUGGCUGGGCUGCAGACAACAGAGGCCACUACAGAGACCAGCACCAACCAGAAGAGUCAGAUCCAGACCUGCUGAUGGAGGACGGUCACGACAAUGCUACACAGAUUGUGGACAUUGAUCCCGCCUACUAUACAUCUAAAAUCUACGGUUCUGGAGACUCAGCCAGCAAAGAGCUGUGGGUGAACAUCGAUGAGAUGGAAGAGGAUGAGUGGAAGGUCUGUGGCUUCCUGUCCAGCAUCCACAGACAAGCUGAGAGAGUGAAUCUUUCCUUCAACUUCCCUUUCUACGGACAUAUACUAAAAGAAAUCACAGUGGCAACUGGAGGUUUCAUUUACACUGGAGAUAUAAUUCACCGAAUGCUCACAGCCACUCAGUACAUCGCCCCUUUGAUGGCAAAUUUUGACACAAGCCUGUCCCAAAACUCGACUGUGUUUUACUUUGAUAACGGCACUGCCCUGGUGGUUCAGUGGAACCGGAUGUACCUCCAGGACAACAUCAGUCUAGGAUCUUUCACCUUCCAGGCCGCUCUGCACAGUGACGGACGUAUCAUCUUUGCAUACAAAGAGAUUCCUUUAGACAUCAACGGCAUCAGCACUGAGAAUCAUCCUGUCAAGGUGGGCUUGUCGGAUGCUUUUGUGGUUCUUCAUGAGAUAGAGCAGAUCCCCAAUGUUCGUCGGAGAACCAUUUAUGAGUAUCACAAAGUCGACAUCCUCAAGUCCAAAAUCUCCAAUUCUACAGCUGUGGAGAUGCUACCUCUCCCAACAUGUCUCCAGUUCUCCAGCUGUGGUCCAUGUGUCACUUCUCAGAUUGGCUUUAACUGCAGCUGGUGCAGUCGGCUACAAAGAUGCUCCAGUGGCUUUGAUCGUUACCGGCAGGACUGGGUCGACCUUGGCUGCCCGGAGGAGAGAAGAGAUCUCCGGUGUCUUCGAAUGACAGACGUAACAAACGCCACAUCUCGCCACCUCACACAUACGACCACUCCUGUUACAGCGACCGCAAUGCAUCAGAAGACCUCCAGCAUGACCUCCAUCCCCCUCCACAGUACAUCCACUGUCACCAACCCCUCAACACAUAGCAGCACAAGCAGAAGAAUAAUAUCCACUCAACAGCCUCCUACCAGCAAACCUGCUGAAGAUGACACAAAGAUGUCUUUGCACAUCAAUGAAGCACAAGACGAGGAGACCACAGGAGAGAGCGAUGGGCCACAGACUGGUCUUCUGGCAGGAAUCAUCAUGGUGAUGGUGAUCAUCGGAGCAGCCGUCCUUGUGUCUGUCUACAUGUACAACCACCCCACCUCCAGCGCCAGCCUCUUCUUCAUGGAGCGGCGACCGACCCGGUGGCCAAUCAUGAAGUUCAGACGGGGCUCCGGGCGCCCUUCUUACGCCGAGGUGGAGGCUCCUGGUCAGGACAAAGACGGCAUGGUGGUCAUCGACCCCAAACAGUCUUUUGUCAUGUCAGACAGAAGAGAGAGUGAACAGAAAGAAGGAUUCAUAGUUCCUGAUCAGAGGGAGCGCUUCUUAGUCUCAGAGAACUCCUGACCAAAACUACGUAUCCCAGAAAGCUUUGGGACAGAGCUGGACCUCUAUGUGAGGGAGACUUUAUUUCCAUUCAGCUGUUGCUCAAAGUCGUUUUAAGGACAGACUUUGAGUGUUCGGAGAGGAAACCGCCAAGCCUCUAUGAGGAAAAUGUAACUACAGAAUAUUUUAUUCAGUUUUUAGGCAUAACAUAAAAAAGAUAAAAACUUGUGAUGCCUGCGUCACAAAGAGCGAGAGGUGACGCUGCUGAAUGUUUAAGACCAUUUCUCUCAAAGACGGCUGUUAUUUUCCAGAGCUGUUAUGCGUCGUUUCAAACCUUCACAAGGAGGAAUGUCAUAUUCGGGUGUCAUUUCCUCAUCUCAAAAAUACAGACUAAAUUCCUCACCAUUACACCCACCUUCAUCUGAGGGGCGAACAGGGUGCACAGUGUUUUCACUGCUGUUUACCUCCGAGCAUAACAUUUUUACAGUGAAGCAAAGCCUGCAACCUUUUGAAUUUCUACUUUAUUUUCUGAACUUAAUAAUAAAGGCAGAAAACAUAAUUACUGAUUAGUUUCUUGUACAAACAUCCACAACCAUGGAAAAAAGUCUCGCAACAAUUUUCUAAACAUGCUAUAAUUGUUCCCCAGGGUUGGGUCAGAUUACUUUGAAAUGUAAUCCAUUAUUGACUACAAAUUACAUGGCAAUGUUUGUAAUCAGUAACGUAAUCAGUUGGAUUACCCAAAAGAUGUAACGUAAUCUGAUUACUUUAGGAUUACUCUUAGUUCACUUCAAUAAAUAUGCACCUUAAGUAAAAGACACCGCCACAGAAUUGAUCAAUGAAUUCUCAUUUUAUUUUUCUCUUUAUUUCAUUACAUCUAAAAAAUCUUUUUGCUCUCAUUAAAGCAUUCCUGUGUGAACUAACUAAAAACAUACUUUCUUUACUCUGAACAUAUCCGUAAAAGGUGAAAUAACUGAAACCAUUAGUUUAUCAUCAUUGGACCACCUGAUAGCUAGCCAUAGAUAUAUAUAUUGACUAGAUGUUGCCUUGGGCUUCUAAGCAUGCGUCAACACCGCCGCCAUUUUGGAACGGGGGUCUGUAGGUUGCGCUUGUCAUAGGAAGUAGCUAACUCUGCUAUCUCCGCCUGUACUUAGAACACAUAGAUAUUUAUACUGAUGCCGGACUUUUGUGCUGCUUAUGGACGUUCAACCACAGGAUGACACCAUGUGUCUCUCAGCUGUUGACAUGUCAUCUGUGGUGCCAGCUGAGGACGACGAUGACAACAUUGCAUCCUCUCCCUUUGAGUUAAUCACUGGUGUUGUGUUGGACCAUAGU